Messenger RNA from Spodoptera littoralis (African cotton leafworm), 1656 nucleotides. Lineage: Eukaryota; Metazoa; Arthropoda; Insecta; Lepidoptera; Noctuidae. The record is from the annotation of a GenBank genome assembly.
AUGGAUAAGAAGUACAAGAGACUGGAAGAACUAGACGAAGAAGGAGUGGUGACUUUACUAGAGAAGUGGGACUUAGAGGAGUUCGUAGAGUUCGCGAGGGAGAGGACGCUGGACGGGAGGAAGCUGUUUGAUGUCAGCGAAGGAAUCGUGAAGCUAUGGAGACCAAAAGCAAAUGCAAAGAAAUUCAUGACAUUCAUUGAAGACAUGAAACUGAAUCCAAAGAAAUAUUUAGAAAACAAAGACGAUAACAUAACAACGGAAAAAAUGGAUUUCAAAGAAACAACAACAACAAACAUACAUACACAAAAUAUCUGCGACAAACAGGAUAUCGAGAGCCAGUACCAAACAGUCACGCACAGGCGAAAGGAUGGUGAUGCACAAACUCACUCGAUGAGCACAGUCGAAGAAUUAAUCAGAAGAAUUGUACCAGCCAAGAGCUUUCUAUACAGAAACCAACAAAAGGCUGAACGAACACCUUCGUACCUGCCUAUGGAUGCUGGCACUCCUAAGAAAAAGAAACUUUUCAGACUCAGUUCAUAUGAGUAUCCUUUCUUCGACAUAAGGGCGAGAUUCUCCAGACAAGAAAGUUCAAACGACAGAGGGUACUACGCCAUGAAGAGGAACAGCAGAUAUUACACAGCUAGGUCUUACAAGAAAUCUGAUUCUAGAACUAAAUAUAAAACGCUAUCGACUCCAGAGGAAUUCAGUGAAAAAUGUCCAGAAGAUCAUUUCUACGAAGACUUGUGUUACAAUGAAGUUGACAAAGACAAAGAUAAGCCAGUGGAACAAAGAGUAGUUAGUGUUAAACCUUGUAUAGUUAAGAUCCAAGAACUGUUUCAAUCAUUCAAAGUGCCCUUUUUUAAGAAACAUGAAAUGUUGGAGGAUUGUCCUAGACAUAUAGAGAGUGAGAAAUCAUCGAAUAUUUAUGAGAACGACAGUGUUGCUAAUAUGUACGACUCGGUACAUGUUAUUAGACCUGUUGAAGACGAAGUGAAUAAUCAAACGAAGAUCCCAGUAGAAGAUUACCUAGAGCCAGUGCAGCUAAAUAAAGACUAUUGUGAUGUGAACUACAAACAGAAGGAUGACUCUCUACUGGGGUACAUACUCAGCAUCUUCGAGAACAGAUUCGGGAUUCGAAGAGAAACAAAUGACGACCAUCCAUCAGAAGAAUCAGAAGCAGAGUCUCAUAAAGCUGAGAGCACACCGAGCGAGGACGCAGCCCGCAAAUGGCCGGAAUCCCGCAAGUCUGGUGGGACGAAUAUGGCUGACCGACCACUGCCCGUGCCGGUGGAGAACGAGCCUUAUUACAUGAACGUGGACCGGGCAGAGGCCAUCAACUUGUUGAAGGGACAGCCCGAUGGCACCUUUAUAUUGAGGCCGUCUAGUCAGCCUGACCAUGCGUACACUCUAAGUGUAGCGUGCUCAAACGCAGUCCACAACGUCGGCGUCCGCCGCAGACCGGACGGUCGGCUGGCACUCGGCUUCCCUCGGCGCGGGGAGCAGAGCUUCGCGAGCGUGACGUCACUGCUACGCCAUCAUCGCAAGAGGAGGCUCCUGCUGGUAGCCGGCGGUGACGUCAUCGGAGCCACCACGCUCAACGAAACUCCUCACUACUACCAGAGCCCUAGCAGUAUUCCUGUACCAAUUGCUAAUUAG